UCGCUGCCUGCCUUCCCUUCCCCUCCGCUGCCGCCCCUUCCCGCGGAAUAGACUAGGCAGCGGCCCCCGCCCGCCCGCCCGCUCCUGUUAAACGGGCGCACGCCGCGUGCGCGCACCCGAUCCGCUAGCCCCGCGCCCGGACGCGCCCCGAUGCGCCUCCGCCGGCCGGAAGAACCCUAGCCCUAGGCCUAGCCAGGAGGGGGGGCGCUCCCGUCCCGAUGGCGGGGCGGCCGGGGUACCUCACCCUGCCGAUCUUCUCGGCGCUCGCGGCGAUCGGGUACGUCUACUACACCGCGGUGUUCCUGGCCGUGCCGCGGUGGCUGGGGCUGGCCACGGCGGCCGGGGUCGCCAACGCCGCCGCGUUCACGGCGCUCGCCGCCGCCUGCCUCGCCACCUACGCCGUCGCCGUGCGCAGGGACCCGGGCCGCGUGCCGCCGGGCUUCGUGCCCGACGUCGAGGACGCUGAGAGCACCGUCCACGAGAUCAAGCGCAAGGGUGGUGACUUGAGAUAUUGCCAGAAAUGCUGCCACUAUAAACCUCCACGGGCACACCAUUGCCGUGUUUGCAAGAGAUGUGUUCUAAAAAUGGACCAUCAUUGCAUUUGGAUUAAUAACUGUGUUGGGCACGAGAACUACAAGAUCUUCUUGGUCUUUGUACUGUAUGCUGUAGUUGCAAGUUUUUAUGCAUUGAUUCUGAUUAUAGGGAGCGUUCUGCACAGUGUUCCUAAAGAUGAACAGUCAGGCAGUGAUUCUUCUCGAUCAUCCAUUAUUAUUUGUGGGGUCAUUCUUUCUCCAUUAGCAUUGGCGUUGGCAGUGCUCUUGGGUUGGCAUAUUUACCUCAUAUUACAGAAUAAAACUACAAUUGAGUACCAUGAAGGGGUUAGAGCGAUGUGGUUGGCAGAAAAGGGUGGAGAUCUCUAUCAUCAUCCAUAUGACCUUGGUGUCUAUGAGAAUCUUAUUUCAGUUCUGGGGUCUAACAUAUUCUGCUGGCUUUGCCCUGUAUCGAAUACUGUAGGAAAUGGCCUUCGAUACCGUACAUCUUAUGAUAUUCCAAUAUCUACACAGCCAUUGUGAUAAAAAGAUAGCAGUACAUUCACAAUAGGUAGUUGCUAAUUUGUGAAAUGGUUUCCUGUUCAGCUGCUAGGACGAGCUUGUUCUGAACCAUUCUGAAUUGGGGCGCUGCAAGAUACAGUUUACCGCAAGCUUUCUCCAGGUGUCUAUCCUGAGUUGGACAUGAAUAUGUUAACCAAGAUUCUUCUUUCAUUCUUCACAUAUUUGAUGAGAAAAUUCAUUGUACCUUGUUUGUAAUCUGGAGUAGCUGUGCUUACAAGAAACUGAGUAAAGGCAAUUCUGUUGUAACAUUAAUGUUCAUGUUUUUGAGAGCCAUGUAAUGAUGUAAUGUAGCCAAAGGUCGUGAAAAACAAUUUUCCCAGAUUGUGUACAUUUGUUCAGGAUAUGACAUCUGGUGUACUUUGCGCUUGAUCUAUGUA
Messenger RNA from Setaria italica (foxtail millet), 1489 nucleotides. Its product is annotated as probable protein S-acyltransferase 16. Gene Ontology annotation, molecular function: palmitoyltransferase activity. NCBI's taxonomy places the organism in Eukaryota, Viridiplantae, Streptophyta, Magnoliopsida, Poales, Poaceae. The transcript is spliced from 7 exons. The record is from RefSeq and is a predicted model, not a curated record. The coding region runs from base 219 to 1073 and encodes 284 amino acids.